CCAGUAGUUGUUAAUUCUAGAUCUAUACCGUAGUCCAUUUACAAAUUGCAAUUGAUAAUUGAAUUCCAAAGCUUCAACAUGUAUAACAUUUUGGAGGCUAAAAUGGACAAAUAACAUUCAACAUCUUAACAUUGGAAAAUCAUGAACUAAAUGUUAAGUUUUAUAUGAAUGCUGGCCUGCACACAAGGAUCAGUCAGUGAUGAACCGAAUACAGCCUGACAAUGUCCAUAGCAGCAUAUUCACCCCCUGUGAAAAUCAGGUUGAGCUGCUGUGGAGCUGCCUGCAGCAAAACACUGUCUCUAUUCUAUCCAGCAACAGUACAAAAAUAUUCCUGGCCUCUUCUUUAUGCAAGGAAUUGCACCAUCUUGCUGCUACCACUGCAGCUCAUCAAAGUGGAGAACGCUCACCAGAAGCGGAGGAACCCAGGGCAGUGUUUCUGGGCAACUCAUUCUCAUGCCUGCAGCUGCUCAGUGAAUCUGUUAGACAAAACACAAGCCUGAAUGUAUCCUUGAUACCUGAACACUUGGAGGAGCUGCAAGCUUGGGACGAUGAAACUUGGUUCAACAAGUGUGCUGAGUCUCAGGUAUUGAUGGCUACGUGUGGAGUUGCCACCGCCUUUCCUGAGCAUCUUCAGCUGUCUUCAGCCAGCCUGCUCUUUUUGGCUGAUGCUCAAGUGUGUCUCACUGAUGAAGCUUUUAGAAAACUGGUGUGGUCCGCCCCUUCACGGUGCCGUGUGGUUGGUUGCACUCCACCGUUGUUGUCACCACUCACGUCCCCCGCGUCCUCCACCACUCCUCCCCACCUCCUGCAUUGCUUCAUUCGACGCCUCACGCACGCCACUCGGUGUAACGUCACCACCGCUAGUGACAUCGCUGCUGUCAUUGGCACAGAGAGUCGGGCCAAGGAGUGGGUGGUGGCUUGCAGCUCCCCGCCCCCAGUGAUGGCAGACAGCCCAGAAGGCAACAUCAGGCAACUGCUGGCCCAGGCGCGCUGCUUCCUGGACAACCAUCGCUACGAUCCCGUCGAGGUCUAUGGCGAGGAGUACAGGGAGUUCUGCACAGGCGUGCCUGAUCCCAAGAAACAACCUCUUGCCAUCUUUGAAAACUUCGAGUCUGUCCUCAAUGAUCUUGGGCUAUGGUGCAGUGAUAGAGCCGCCCUCUACGCUCUAGUGGAAAUAGAGAAGAUGAAGAAGAAGACUGCCUAUGACCGCCAUUACCUCCUCCUCUGCAUGGUCUUCACUGUCCUCACUAGAAUAAGGAUUGUAAUUGAAGACUGCUUCAGCGAAUUCUCAGAAUUGGACCAAAUAUUGCAGUUUUCUACACCAAAAGUUCUACGCCUCAUAAGCAUAUUGAGACGCAUCCGGCCAAUCCAUUUUGUUGAUCCGCGGAACAGAAACAAACAAUCCACAGAAGAGUCAGGUCCUGAUGCUUCAGCUGGUGGAAGUGACAACCAAAAUCUCCCAAAGGAAGAAGUUUGCAGAAGCUGUGGACGUAUGCUCGCCGAUCCAGAUGAUGUGAAUGUUUCCAUGACACCUGUAAAUCCUGGCUCACAUUCUGUUGUGGUUGAAACUAAGUUAGAAAACUAUAAUCUUGAUCACAUCGUUCCAGAUGCUUCCAUUACGGAGGUUACGGAUGACGAUAUUAAGCGGCUUCAGAAGCAGGGCUGGUUUAAUGAGUGUGAUGAAGGCCAGAAGAACACAGGAGUCUCUCUUGACCUACCCGACGGCUGUGAUUUUAAACCAGACGCUUGUGACUCUUCGCAAGGCGUCGAGUAUAGUACAAACGACCAUGAUGUUAAUGACGGACAAAUGAAUGUCAAUUUGAAGAACUUGAUGAACAAACAUGUGAAAUUUAGGGAUGUUGAUCUUGAAUCAGUCAGCUCGUUUCAGAGCUGUUCUGAUCUGCCUAGCAAUUCAAGCUUGGAGGAAGGCAAGUCUCAGCUCUCUCCUAAAAUAAAUGGGUUCCGACCCGAUGAAGAUCUGUGUAACAUGUGUGACGACUUGAAAAUCAAUGAUAGUGAAAAUUGCGAUUGCUGUGAUGAUGGUGAGUUAAAAUUAACUCGCCAGGUGCUUAUUGAAGGCUGUGAUGUGCCAUCGCUCUCUGUUGAUGGACUUGUUCAACAUGGUGCUGACUCGCUCUGUGCUGCUGCUCAUUCUGAUACAAAGACACAACCUAAAACUGCUUUCGCUACUGGCUUUAAUCAAGCAGCUGGGAGCCACAAUGCAAAGUUCCACAGUGAUCAUGAAGAAAAUAAUAGUAAUUGCACUUCAUCCUGCGCUGCUGUCUCUCCCCAACUAGAUGAGGAGAACUCGGGCCGUGACACACCUGAAAUAUUUAGCAGCUGCCAGGGCUCGCCCAUGAAAGUUCCCGCUAUUACUGGGGCUGCCACGUCCUUGUCUCUGUCCAAUAGUACGAGCUCUUUAAUUAGUAAGUUAGGUAGGAAACCACUUCAUUGUGAUUCAAUAAUGGCUGUGAACGACUCGACUAAUGAAUCUCAGUGCGACGCUGCUAAUGAUGCAAACAUGUCCAAUAAUAGGGAACAUUCCAACCAUGCAACCCAUGCUACCUCGUGCGAUCAUGUAUCUUCUAGCAUUAGUACAGACUCUAUUGGGAAAGAGGGGCCUCAGAAGAACCUCUUGGAAAGUUCAAAUAAACUUCAGAUCGACGCGAGUGCUGGGCAAAUUUUAGCCCCUGAUAGCUCUCUUGAAUCCAGUGACUGCUGUCUCUUUCCGAAUGUCGCGAAUUCCGCGUCAAAUGAAUUCAAUCAGAAUUCAAUUACUCAGUCAGCCAGCGGUGUUAACGAAAAUGCUGCUUGCAGCGAGAAGGAAAUUGAUGUCUAUUCUUCGGAAACAACAACCGAAAUGCAAGAGCAGGGAAAGACAGAAAAUUUCAAUUCAGAAAUUGAAAUCAUUGCCAACUCGGUUGUAGCCGACUCAACAUCUGCUAAGGAAUUAUGUGCUAGUUGUCUUCAUUCAAAGGAGACCAACGCGUCUUGCACUCGCAAUGGUGAAAAUCAAUCAUCAGUUACUGCCAGCAAAAGCCAAGUCAAUGGCGUCGUGACUUCCGCCUUCCCGACACAAGGGCGCGGUGGUAAGAAGAGACGAGCUGAAAUGGAAGUCAAGGAAAAAGUGAAAGUCCAUAAUCCAGAUGAUCCCGACUCCGUGUGUGGACUUGUUUUUGUCCGUUCCAGCACCACUGCAAAAAUGCUCUAUCGUCUUUUCAAGGAACUCAGCGACAUCGGUGGAGAUUUUGCUUGGAUUUUCCCCCAAUUCACUGUGGAAGUCGGCAGCGAUUGGAAGUCUAAUGGCACAAUCCCCGAUGAAAAAACUCUUGAGAAUGAGCGUAAAAAGCAGGAAGAGGUUUUAAGAAGGUUCCGACAUUUGGAAUGCAAUAUGCUGGUGGCCACGAGAGUUCUUGAAGAAGGCAUUGAUGUGCCUAACUGUACCCUCGUUGUCAGAUUCGACCCAGCUCUGAGCUUCCAGUCGUACGUGCAGAGCUGUGGUCGCGCUCGAUCCAGUCCCUGGUCUCAUCUCUUCCAUCUCGCCGACGCCGAUGCUGCUGACAAUCUAGUCUCUCAUCUUGCCACGUACUGCACCUAUAAGAAGGUCAUCUUGGAGAACUGUUCGAAACAGCUCGGCGAUGCAGUCACCUUGAGUCCCUACAACAAACCUGCAUUUUCCUCCGAUCCUUUGGAGAAUGAAACACAAGUAGAAACGACUUCUUUUGAGGCAGUUAGCGCAGCGCCUCACCUUCUAAAUCCAGAGAAUGCACAUGUUUCUCCAUCAUUAAUAACCGCUACAAAUGACCUCGUGCCCCCGCGGCAUUAUUCUCCUGACGUUCUGCAUCCACUGCAUUCCAACGAGUGCCGACCGUACUGUACCGCUACAGGCACUGUACUGCGCCUGUCCGCGGCCAUGCAACUUCUCAAUAAGUAUUGUGCCAAACUGCCCAGCGACACGUUCACUCGCCUCACGGUGCAGUGGCAGAUCCACACCAAGCCAAGCGCCACUCAAGACAACCCACCUGCCCCACAAGAAUCCACAGCCUUCAACGAAAGCUCGUCUGGCAUUAAUGCUGUUACCUCUGAUCAAGAUCAGAAUCUGGUUACGGCUACUGAUGGCAUCUUGUAUUGCUGCUCGUUAGCACUGCCCAUCAAUUCGCCACUGAAAGACAUUAUCGUGGGCCCCUGGCAACCGUCUCCUGUGCUAGCUAAGCACUGUGCCGCCUUCACGGCCUGCGUUGCCUUGCAUCAGCUCGGUGAACUCGACGACCAGCUCCUACCUGUUGGCAAAGAAAGCAUUCAGCUGGACCAGCAUCUAUGUCCUCCACCACCGUCUGAUCUUGAUCCUGACACGUUCCCCCGUCCCGGCACGACUAAGCGCCGUCAGUAUUACUACAAGAAAGUUGCAGCAUGUCUCACUAAAGGUGCUACUCUGGGUGAGGUCGAGACCACGGCCAUACAAAGCAAGGAGACAGUGAAGUUUGCGUCCGAAGUGGAAGCAAACAUGUCUACGCUUAAUCCUGAACAAACUGUGGUUGAGAAAUCUGAAAAUACAGAUGCUACAGUGGUACCUCCGUCCUUGUCGUGUGAAAACUUGAAAAUAUGCACAGAGAGAGCUUCAAGUUGUACUGCGAAUGAAUCUAAAAUUACAGAACAUGAGAAACAUUGUGGUAGCAACGAUACGGAUGAAUUUAAACUUGCGAGCGAAAUUACUGCAACUAACUGCAAUGUUGAUUCAACGGAAGGUGUUCCCUCGGACAACCCUCUUCCUAGGCCGUCUGUUGUAUUGCGUCUGUACAGCAUUAGUAUGGUACUUCGUUGUGCAAUUCCCGACCAACAGAACACUAGAGGCCGGCGCAUAUACCGACCCGAGCUGAGCCCUCGGGAUUUCGGUAUUUUAACUACCGAACACAUCCCUCAAACGAGCGCCUUCCCAGUGUUCACGCGAUCUGGUGAAGUCUUGGUGAAUUUGAAUCUCAUUUCCACUUCUGUUGAAUGCGAUGCCUUGAAACUGACCGAUGAACAACUGAAACAACUCAAUAUGUUCCAUCAGUUCACAUUCAGCCAUGUUCUCCGACUUGAGAAAUAUCCCAUCAAAUUUGACCCCUUGAAGGCUAAUGCAAGUUACUUUGUUGUACCACUAAUCAGAGUUCCUGGUAAGACGAGCGUUGAUUGGCAGUUUGUUGAAAGCAUUGGCAAAGCUGGGGACUUGAAACCUUCAGCACCAAGUGACGAAGAUCGCCGCAAUUUCACCUUCAAGAAAGAGCUUUAUGAAGAUGCUGUUGUCAUGCCAUGGUAUAGGAACCAUGACCAGCCCCAGUAUUUCUACGUUGCUGAAAUUUGCGAGCAUCUCAACCCUCAAAGUGACUUUCCGGAUGCCGGUUUUGAGACGUUCGAAAAAUAUUACUGGACGAAGUACGGAUUACAAGUUAGCAACCUGCGACAGCCUCUGCUCGAUGUGGACCACACCUCCGCUCGCCUCAACCUCCUCACGCCUCGACAUGUCAACAGGAAGGGUGUAGCUCUGCCGACGACUUCAGAGGAAACUAAGCGCGCUAAGCGAGAGAGCCUCCAGCAGAAGCAGAUCCUCGUUCCAGAGCUGUGCAGCAUCCACCCGUUCCCUGCCUCUCUGUGGCGCAAGGCUGUGUGCCUACCGACCGUUCUGUACAGGAUCAACGCGCUUUUGUUGGCCGAUGAACUUCGCGUGAUUGUUGCACAGGAGAUCGGUCUUGGCCGCCCCACGCUCCCCCCUGAUCAUGUUUGGCCAGCGCUUGACUUUGGAUGGACUCUCGCCGACGUCUUUAAGAAGACUUCAGAAGGUGAUGAGUGCGGCCAGAAACCGCCUAUUGGCGUUGCUGAGCUACACGAUCUUGCUCAAGAAAAAGUUCGUCCUCGUGGGUCAACCAAAUCCGAAGACGACGAGCUUUCCUUGAUAGAUGAGGAAUAUGAAAAGAAAAAAGGUCGUCGCAGAAGGCAUGGCGAACUAGAGAUCGGAACUUGGUCAAAUGAAAUGGCCUUAGCAGAGCAAGAAAUGGCUGCCGACGCUGAGGAUGAAGACCUAGACGAGCUGGAAGUAUUCGACCCCAAUGAAGAUCUACCAGAUAACCUUACCAUUUUGGACUGUGGAGUAGCUGAAGAUGACAUUGAAGGCGAGCUGGGGGCUGAUUGGGGCACAGGACUCAAAGAAAGGAAAGCUAAGGCUCGCACUGGCGUCUCAAGUACACGGAAAAAAACUGCUGCCAAAGCGACUAGUCGCCCUCGAGAUAGUGACGCCUACGUUGAUAACGAUGGAAAUGGCAGCACCGGGAUCUUCCGGGUAGGAUCGCCGUCUAACUUCGAGUAUGACGACAACUUUGAUUUCAAUGACAAUUGUUACAAAGGUGACAAAUUCUCGGGGGGUGAAGGUGCUGACUCGUACAGCAAUUACGACGAAGAUGAUGACGAUUUUGAUGACUACUGGGACGACUACGAGGCUUCUUCUGAUGAAGAGUCGGUCACCGAGGAGAUCAAAAGUGCUGCUGCGGCCAAUGACUGGAGCACUAAGCCUAAGAAACGACAUGAGGACGAGGAGCAACAUAACGAUCAAGAUGAGCUGGACUUGUUCAUGGGGGAAAUCAACCCGCAAGAAAUUGCCGAGGCAGAAACUGAAUUCUGCAAGGUCAUCGAAGACAAAAAAUUAGAAAUGUUACACAGUGACAGUUUCGUUGGAGAGAAUGACGAGUUGUUAUUCGAAAAGGCAAAAAGGAAAAAUUUGGCUGAAAGUAAUAUUCCUCCUGCUGCAUUGGGCUCACUCGUUGAAAAUUUCGAUGUAUCUUGUGCAGAAUAUAAUGAGGAAAUAGACAUUGAUGAGGCUGAUGAAAGCUUUGUGAUUGGUAGCGAUGUAAAUCUUCUUCCUCCGUGCACCAAAUCUAUAAAUACUAAAGCAUCGGACACCAAUUUUGGCUUGGACUAUUCUAGUCUCAACCAAUCUGCUACGUUAGAAAACAUGAUGGUGUCGCACGUGAAGAAAGAAUCCACCCUUUACCCAGUAGGUGAAGACAAGCAGCUGUUCAGUUUUGAUUUUCAGCCUGAUUUGAGCGGACUCUACGGACCGUCGCCUAGUGUAAUCUUGCAGGCUCUCACGAUGUCCAACGCCAACGAUGGCGUAAACCUUGAACGUCUUGAGACCAUUGGUGACUCUUACCUGAAAUACGCCAUUACCACGUACCUGUACUGCAUGUUCCCACAACAACAUGAAGGCAAGCUCAGCUACUUACGCUCCAAGCAAGUGAGUAAUUUAAAUCUCUACAGGCUCGGCAAGUACAAGGGACUAGGUGAUUGUAUGGUUGCAACAAAGUUCGAGCCUCAUGACAACUGGCUUCCCCCGAGCUAUUAUGUUCCCAGGGAGCUUGAAGAAGCCUUGAUAGCUUCAGGCAUUCCAUCAGGCCACUGGAAUAUGGCAGAGUUGCCCAACCUUCACGAACUGUCCAGUGAACAGAUCAGGUUGAUGGUGCUUGAUAGAACUAGGCUCCUCAAAAACGCUGAUGCCUCUGAUGAAGCCGUUUCCCAUUUUUGGCCUCCUGGAUCUGACAAGGUGGACAUGAGACGACCCGAAGAGUUGCCCAUUUUCAUCCCCUAUAAUCUGCUUACGCAGCACAGCAUCCCAGAUAAAAGUAUUGCUGACUCGGUCGAGGCGCUAAUCGGAGCUUAUCUCACCACUUGCGGUCCCAAAGGUGCCCUUUUGUUCAUGUCGUGGCUUGGCAUCAAAGUGUUACCUACGAAGUCAAGUUUUGAUGAAGCGUCUGGAAGAGAAAAAUUCACCUUUUCCCAGGUUGGGUUGCCCGCUUCUCCCUUGCACGUGCCGCAGUUAAUUACACCUGCUAAUUUGUCCUACACUUGUUGGACAACGAACGAGGCACGCAAGGACGUUCAGUCAUGUCAACUCGAUAGCCAAACUCAGAUCUGCAGCCUUAACGCAGAGUGCUCAACUGACGCUGUGAACACCAGCGCCAACUUUUCUGCUGAUGAGAUGGCAAAACCUCCGCUGUUUGGAUGUAGUUCCCAGGAUCGUUAUCCUGUACAGCUCUUUGAUCACUACCGUGACUUGGACUUACUAUUGACGGACUACGAUGAGUUUGAGCGAACCAUCAACUACACGUUCAUAGACCGAGCCUACCUCCUGCAAGCCUUCACUCACGCCUCCUUCUGCCGUAACCGUCUCACCGACUGCUACCAACGUCUCGAGUUCCUUGGAGACGCCGUCCUAGACUACCUCAUUACAAGACAUCUGUACGAAGACUGCCGCCACCACUCGCCUGGAGCGCUCACAGACCUGCGUUCAGCGCUGGUCAACAACACUAUCUUCGCCACGCUUGCAGUCAAGCAUAGCUUCCAUAAAUAUUUCCGACACUUCUCCCCUGGCUUGGACUCUGUUAUCCGAGAUUUUGUUAAAGAUCAGGAAGCCAACGAGCAUAAAAUAAACGAGGAAUACUACCUGCUGGAAGGCGAAACAGAAGCAGACAUUGUUGAGGACAUCGAGGUGCCCAAAGCUCUCGGUGACGUGUUUGAGAGCGUUGCGGGCGCCAUAUUCCUGGACUCGGGGUGUUCUUUGGACGCCGUGUGGGGAUCCUACUACCCCAUCAUGAAAGCCGCCAUCGACCAAUUCACCGCAGUCGUGCCCAAGAGUCCCAUCAGAGAGCUGCUCGAGAUGGAGCCUGAGACUGCCAAGUUCGGACGCCCGGAACGCCUUGUGGACGGGAAGGUACGCGUGAGCGUCGAAAUUUUUGGCAAAGGAAGCUUCUGUGGCGUUGGUCGUAAUUACCGCAUAGCAAAAAGCACUGCAGCUAAAAGAGCUCUGCGACACCUGCGUCACAACCAACUUCCUGCUUGCGUGACGUCGCCCUGAACCCGUUACAUCAGGCAUCGUUUGACAGAAAAAGAUGAAUAAUACAAAAUCUCGCUGUGUGUCUGGAAAUCUUGAGUCUUAAGUUAUUGGUCUUAUCUGUCUUUUUACGAUAAUUUUGACCCUAAGUUUGAUUACGUCCGUCGCUCUAUUUUCUGAUAUUUUUAUUGUCGGUGUCAAGGAAAUGAGUCUGUCAUGUACUGAGUUUCAUUGAGAGUUUUGGUAGAAUUAUUUCAUACAUUGAAAUUUGCAUGGUAUAUAUAUUUUGUAUUUCGAAGACCUUAGAUUUAAUCUUAAGAAAAUUGUUUUGUGGUUAUAUGGGCUGUGAAAUGACUUCUUAUUUUUUAUCUUUAAACAUCUGAAAUCAAAUGUAUUGGUACCAAUCUUUAUUGCUGUUGUUUUUAUUUUUAUUGCAUGUCUGCUCUAGAGUUUGGUAAACUUGUUUAUCCAAUCGGUAAAUCUCCUAAGAUCUCAAUGCUUUAUUUAAACUUCAAUCAGAUAAAUGUUCAUCUGGGGAAGAUGUAGUCUCAUGUUUUUGUGACCCGUAACCAUUUACUCAUGUAACAUGUUUUGUUGAUCUUAGUUUGUUUGCGUGUUCUAAAAUUAUUCUCUGAAUGAACAAAGAAUAUUCAGUUGCUUCGUUAGCAUAGUGUUUUAAUUAGGUACGUUUUCUCCUUAGUGUCGUAUCUACUGUAUUUCCGUUGUCAUUAACUAACCGUCCUGUUGGUUUUUCACUCGAAAAUUUUAUGUUUGACCAUUUAUCCUGAAACAUUGACCCUGGUAAUCAGGCAUUUAGAUAAGAUUAACACAGAGUACGCUAACAGAAGAUCAUGUUAGGCUGGAAUGUUGUAAAAUACUUGUGAACCUACCUCUACGCGAUUAAAAUGGAAAGAUCGUCUAUACACUACUAUGUAUAAGCGUGAAAGAAGUCCCCAAACCCAUGGGGAGGGGUUGUUAAGCGUGCUACUGAAUUUCGAGGUUCAAAUUGCUGGACAAACCAACACAUAACCUAUUCCAAACUUAUAAACGUUCGAUUUCUAGAACAAAUUGUGUCCUAGACCUUCAUCGAACUCAGACUUGUAUCUGCAACUCGAGCUUCCUUGUUAAACUCCACCUCAUCGGUCACUUUCGUGCGCUGUGACGAGCGUUUUUUAUUCUGCCAUUCCUGCAUUUGAAGUGGUCUCUCUUGAAAUUCAUAAAUGUCAGGCUCUUCUUACUACCGAAAUUCGAGAAUUCGGUUGUAAGAAUUUUUUUUACUACUUACUACUUCUUACUCUCUUUUCGAUAACCUAGAAGCUCAUUACUCAUGGUUUCAUGAGCAAAAUGUUGACGAUUACUGUUCUUAUCUUCUCACACAACCAGUAUUUAUGUUGUUCCUGGAACAUUUCCACUCCCAACUUUAUCUGUAAAAUGCUUCCUCUUCUCCUAAUUUGAACUUGCACAGUUCUAUAUUCUUCAUUGAUUGCUUUAAAAUUGGUUAUGCGCUCUACUGGAUUUUAUGUCUAGGAUUGUAGUAUAUUGGCAAGACUUUAUUUGAUAGUAACGAAUCUUACGUGUAGCUGUGGGCAGUGUGUUCUGUCAGUUGGCGUCCCGCAUUGUGAUCCAUGGUAUGCGAACGGAAGGACCUCAUCCAUCCUGUGUUUGAUUGUCGAUUGAUAAGAUUGUCGAGGCUUGCUUUAGACCAUCAAUCCUUUUACUGAGCAGAAUGCAAUCGGUAGAUUUACUGUUAUUGUACUAUGUGUGUGCUGCGUUAGCUCUUCAUUACUUUAAGUUUCCGGCAUUGUUCGUUUCUUGUUCUAGCGUUUAAUUUUUUUAUUUAGUACAUUUUUCUUUAGGAGAAUAAUUCAUUUGCUUAUGUAAAUAGUGAAAGGGUGGUUGGUCUUUGGAGUGUUGAUUUUCCGUUUAUUUUAAGCUAAUUUUAUUUUCAUUCUGUUUCAUCAGUGCAAAUGGCUGUAUUUUCUCAGACAUUUAUGUCUGAAAUAACUGCUGACGGAAUUAUUUUCCCUACCUUGUCGAAAAAUCAAUAUUCUACACAUUCGGCAUAUUCCAUGUGCGAUGACAUUUGCUGUGGCCUCAUAUUAAGCCGCUCAUUUCUAUUAUUCCAUAGUAGAUGCUUUUACCUUCUGAAGGGUUCCAGUUUUGUGGGCUGCCUAUCAGCAGCACCGUGAAUUGACCUUUUAUUUCAACGACUUUCUGUACAGAUGAUGAAACUCCUUUCGCAUCUACAUUUCCAUGUCAAGCAAUUUUGUCCGCAUAUUCUUUGGCUGUGUUAUUUAUUUAUAAUUUAUUGCUAAGUAAGAUUCAGUGGUGCAAAAUGAGAUCUUUUCAUUGUAAAGUAUUAUUUUCCAGAUAUUUUUUAUCACUUGAUUAUUUGUGGAAGAUAAUUUAGUCUGAAAAGUUUGUCUCUUGAUUUAGCACUUGCUCAGAGACGACAAAAGCAUGCAAAAAGUUCAAGAAAGUACAAAUUGAGUUCUAGCCCUUAUCUGUGAUUCGCUUCAAUACCUGAAAUCGGGCUUCUGUGUUAUCUUCAUACUUGUCCGAGAUUCUUGCUGCUUCCAUUGCAUAUUUUUCGACAAAUAUUAUUCUGACAAUUCUUGUGGAUAUGUUAGAACUUCAUAGUUCUAAGUCCUAUUCCUAGAAUGCCGAUAGCUGUCGACUACCUUGACAUAAUAAUUCGAAGUGAUACAUAUAAGCGUGCCUCGUGUGAGGAAAAUUUAAUUAUAUGAAUUUUUUAUUUGAUUUGAGUGCACUUUGAUUUUUAUGUUAUGUAUAAAGUGAAUAGUUGAAAAUGGUUACAGCUAAUUAAAACUUCAAUUACUUGAGUAAUGUGAAGAUGAACAAUUUAGAUUUGUGAGCAAGAUACCUCUUAAUCUUAGCAAAAUCGUGCGGUACUCCUUCUGUUUGAAGCCUUUUUCACGAUUUUGUGUUGUGAACACCAAUCUGCUUUGAUGCAAGAUUACUGUUUGCCGCGUUGCUUUUCUUCUCAUCUUCCUUCCCUGGGUGCUUUAAACCGCGUAUUCUGUAGCCGAGAAAUUUGUUUAGUUUUCAAUACCUUAUCAAUAAUGCGUUAAUUUAGUAUCGAUUAUGGCUAGCUUAAGAUAUGUUUACUGCAGUAAGUUACGAUUUAUAAUGUAAUACUUUUAAAUAAUUCGUCUUUAACAAGCUUGCUGCAUGCCAGCGAGGCGCGGUUACCAUUAAACCAGCCAUUGCUCUGGGGUCGUUGUCAAACUAUGUUCAGAAGUGUUAUGUGAUUUGUUUAGUUGAAUUAAUACGUGAAUACGUUUCAAGUGAAUUUUUACCUGAUUUUGUGGUAUUUAUAUUUAAGGUGGAUUAAAAGAUUCAAGAGUGAUAGCUUGCCACGAAUUAAAGGUGACUGAGUUUGAUAUCAAUGGCACCGUGCGAUUAUGUUUUAAAAUGACGUGUUUUAAAUAUCAUUGUUUAGUAUUAGGUUUUGUUUUACAGGACUCCGACUCCUGAUGCUCUACCUCACGAACAUUCAAUGAUGCUAAAUAAAUUAAUUGUUAUCAAUUGUGUCAUAGGUACAAUUGUACCUAAGCUCACAUAAUUAUUGUAAAAUGAUGCAGUAUGGCAAGGAUUAAUUGAUGAAAUUUGUGUAAAAAUGUCAUUCUUUUUUCAAUACUUAGCGCAAAUUUUCCUUCUAUUGGGUUGAUCUUUGCUGCGUAAUUCAUUCAGUGUGAUGUUCAAGCUUUUUUUUUUGAAGGCUUUUAAGAGCGCUUUUUCUAGCGAACGGCUUUACAAUUAACCUCCUAGCGUACUAUUUACAUGAUUUUUCUCUUCAAAAAUUGUCUGACUUUGCCCUCUUUAUUCUAGAAACUUAUUUUUUGUUUAACUCAUUCAUCCCAACAAUAGAAAUAAUUCAAAGUUUCUUGAAGGUUUGAAGAAAACUCGUUUUUAGGUUUAAGUUUUAUUAUUGCUUUGGCUGCUUGUGCUGUUCAAGAUUUUGUCUCGCCAUAGAAAAAUAAGCUCACCUGUCGAUGCAAGUUUUCUAACUUCGCUUUGCUCACUAAAAUAACGUGCCAUCUGUGUCCACGAUCAGUAAUUAUACGUUUUCUCAGUUUA
Molecule: messenger RNA, 12961 nt
Organism: Hyalella azteca
Lineage: Eukaryota; Metazoa; Arthropoda; Malacostraca; Amphipoda; Hyalellidae
Gene: Dcr-1
Product: endoribonuclease Dcr-1
Exons: 23
Coding region: 200-8884 (2894 amino acids)
Biological process (GO): pre-miRNA processing; siRNA processing; apoptotic DNA fragmentation
Cellular component (GO): nucleus; cytoplasm; RISC complex
Molecular function (GO): RNA binding; deoxyribonuclease I activity; protein binding
Source: RefSeq, a predicted model, not a curated record